AUGGAGAAGAGGAUGCUUGAAGCCACCAUCCUGGAGAUGGUCAAGGGUAUCCCCAAUGUUGUCCAACUCGGGGACCAUUGGGAUGUACAACUGCUCUCUAAAUUCAGCUCUAGACAGGAGCUGCUCACCACCUUUUGUGCCUUUGUAGUUGCUCAUUGCAUGAUAAUCAAGAUUCCCAACAACUUUGUUAUUCAUAAUGGUAUUGGCUACUUUAUCAACUUUGAUCAUGCCUCAAUCCUUGUGGAAGGCAGAAGUAGCACUUAUUCACAUGGUACAGGAACCAUGCCCUACAUUCUGAUCCAUAUUCUUCAGGCUAUGCUUGAUUCAGUCCUGCAUGGGGUCAAUACCAAUGUCACAGACCAGGAUGCUCAUCUGAACCAUGUGAACAGCAUUGAGGGUGGCCAAGACAUUAAUGCUGACAUGGGACUCAUUGAACACUGGUGUGGAUAA
Suillus subaureus is the source of this 450-nucleotide messenger RNA. RefSeq lists its product as uncharacterized. The transcript has 5 exons. The record is from RefSeq and is a predicted model, not a curated record. The coding region runs from base 1 to 450 and encodes 149 amino acids. Lineage: Eukaryota; Fungi; Basidiomycota; Agaricomycetes; Boletales; Suillaceae.